This is a messenger RNA of Fonsecaea monophora, 864 nucleotides long. RefSeq lists its product as hypothetical. Bases 1 to 864 code for a protein of 287 amino acids. NCBI's taxonomy places the organism in Eukaryota, Fungi, Ascomycota, Eurotiomycetes, Chaetothyriales, Herpotrichiellaceae. The transcript is spliced from 5 exons. Gene Ontology annotation, molecular function: catalytic activity. The record is from RefSeq and is a predicted model, not a curated record.
AUGGCUCCUUCGAAAUUCACUCGCUUAUUGAGGUUCAGCAAUGCUGAGGGGACAGUGUUCUUCGGCGAACUGGGAGACGAGGUAGCCAAUGCAGAAGCCCUGAUUGGACGUUCCGUCCGUGUUUACUCAGGCAAUUCGCCCUGGGAAGGUGAAUUCACUCUUACUGAGAAGAGGGAAAAGAUCGCACAGUUGUUGAGCCCCGUUCCUUAUGCGCCACUCCUGUACGGAGUUGGGUACAACUACAAAGCUCACGCCGCAGAGUCCAGUCAAAAAGUCCCUGAGUCAGAGUAUCCCGUUUGCUUCACCAAAGCGCCAGGUACCCUUGCCGGGCCGCUAGAAGACGUCCCAUUCAGCGAAGAAUUACUUUAUAUGGAUUACGAGGGCGAGCUCUGUGUGGUUAUUGGAAAACCGUUGAAGAACCUCAAAGAAGGGGAGGACCCUACGCCCUAUAUCGCAGGCUACACGGUCGGAAACGAUGUGUCGUCAAGAUACUGGCAGAGAGCCGAGCGAUCUGGAGGUCAGCAUGCGCAGGGCAAGUCGUUCGACAAAUUCGCUCCCAUCGGUCCCGUGCUUGUGUCCACAUCAGCCAUCCCGGACCCUAACAAGCUGUACCUGAAGACAUGGGUCAACGGAGAACUUCGACAGGAAAGCUCGACAGGGCUACUGAUUUAUAGCAUUCCCACCGUUCUGAGGUAUCUGAGCCGUGGUGUCACUCUUCAACCUGGAACUGUACUCAUGACUGGAACUCCAGCCGGCGUGGCUGCCUCUUUCAGACCUCAGAAGUGGCUACAGGACGGCGAUGUAGUCGAAGUAGAAAUAUCCGGGAUUGGCAAAAUCAAGAACAAAAUGGUUCUUGAGAAAUGA